Messenger RNA from Sceloporus undulatus (fence lizard), 1344 nucleotides. RefSeq names its product BMP and activin membrane bound inhibitor (gene BAMBI). Bases 148 to 930 code for a protein of 260 amino acids. The transcript has 3 exons. Lineage: Eukaryota; Metazoa; Chordata; Lepidosauria; Squamata; Phrynosomatidae. Gene Ontology annotation, molecular function: frizzled binding. Gene Ontology annotation, biological process: positive regulation of canonical Wnt signaling pathway; transforming growth factor beta receptor signaling pathway; negative regulation of transforming growth factor beta receptor signaling pathway. The record is from RefSeq and is a predicted model, not a curated record.
GCCGAGGAGGGAGGACGUGUGUCUUUGGCUCUCUCCGCGUCGCAGCGCCAGGGGCUUCGGAGGCGGAGGAGGGCGGCAGCGGAUGCCCUUCCCGGGCGGCGGUGAAGGAGGGCGGCUGGGCUGAGCGGAGCGGAGCGGGAGGGUUAAAUGGAUCGCCGCUCCAGCUUCCUCUUCCUCUGGCUGCAACUGGAACUCUGCGCCAUGGCCAUCCUCCUGACCAAAGGUGAAAUUAGAUGCUACUGUGAUGCUGCACACUGCGUUGCCACAGGCUACAUGUGCAAAUCUGAGCUCAAUGCUUGCUUCUCAAGACUGCUUGACCCCCAGAACAGCCAUUCUCCACUCACUCAUGGCUGCUUGGACUCUCUUUCAAGCACUUCAGAGAUCUGUCAAGCUAACCUGGCGCAAAACCACUCUGGUACUACAAUACCCACAUUGGAGUGUUGUCAUGAAGACAUGUGCAAUUAUAGAGGGCUAUAUGAUGUCCUGUCUCCUUCCAGAGGAGAGCUUUCAGGACAAGGAAGCAGAUACCAGCAUGAUAACAGCAGGAACCUUAUCACAAAGGUUCAGGAGCUCACCUCCUCAAAAGAACUCUGGUUCAGAGCCGCUGUCAUUGCUGUCCCCAUAGCCGGUGGACUGAUCUUGGUGCUCCUCAUUAUGUUGGCCUUGCGUAUGCUUAGGAGCGAAAACAAGAGACUGCAAGACCAGAGGCAGCAAAUGCUCUCCCGACUGCACUACAGCUUUCAUGGGCAUCAUUCCAAAAAAGGACAGGUGGCCAAGCUGGACUUGGAAUGCAUGGUGCCAGUGACAGGUCACGAGAACUGCUGCAUGACCUGUGACAAGAUGCGACAGCCAGACCUCAGCAAUGACAAAAUACUCUCACUAGUUCACUGGGGAAUGUAUGGUGGCCAUGGAAAGCUGGAGUUUGUGUGAUCACUUCUUUUUUUUGUUUUUAUAUAUAUAUAUAUAAUUGUUGGUAAAAUUACUAGGAAAUCUUUUCAAAGGCCUUUGGGUUCUGCUGGACAGGAGCACUUUAUUAAAAGGAGGGGAGGGGACCUACAGUCAUUAAAUCAUUUUAAAGAAAACAAAGGACUGCUGCAGAUUGAACCUUGGAUAUGUCUUCUGAAGGAUUCCAAAAGUUACUUACCUUAUUUGCACAGAGUAAAUACACUCAAAUGUAUUGUUUGCUUUAAAAUUAUGAAAGCAAAAAUGAGAAGUUAUACACACUGUUACCAGGGUCAUCUGAACUGUAGGGAGAUGGGAAUUGAGUUAUACUAUUAAAAUUGUAUGCAAGUUCUGAUGUAAAGAUUUUUUAAAAAUACAUAUUAUAUAUAUAUAUUUGUCUGA